This is a messenger RNA of [Candida] anglica, 765 nucleotides long. The record is from the annotation of a GenBank genome assembly. Lineage: Eukaryota; Fungi; Ascomycota; Pichiomycetes; Serinales; Debaryomycetaceae.
GAUAGAUAUUCCCAUUGAAUAGACUAGGAAAUAUGCCUGAUUUUGUGAAAGAGAACGGGUUAGAGGCCAAUGAAGUGGUCUUGCAAGCAUCAAAAGAGGCUGAAUUGAGCAAAUCACAUUUUCUUAAUGAACAAGAACUGGAGAGGAAGACCCUAUAUGAACAACUUCAAGAGAGUAAAGAGAAAAAGCAAGAGGAGUAUGAAAGGGUUAUAGCAGCAAGAAACUCUUCUUAUAAGCUUGAUGAGAAGUCAGCCAAUUUUUAUGAAGAUUUGCGUCAACGAGACCUUGAACGUGAAAACAAAGCCAAAAUGGCAGAAAGAGUGGAACUAGAACAGUAUCGGGUAAUGAAAGACAAGGGUAAGGUGAAAAAAUCUGUCCAUAAGUCGAAUGAAAUCGUAGGCAGUAUAGGAUCUAAAGUUAAGAUUGUAUCUAGGUCGAAAUUGACAUCUAAAUCGAUCAAGAAAUCUACUGACGAAAUUAGGACUAUGAGUGAACAAAAAGAACAAGACGAAAAGAGUGAACAAAUAGAUUCUCAGAGUAAGGAUAAGGAUAAGAAUUUGAUUACCUCUACAAAGUCAGACUCGUCUCCUUCUCCUUCUGCACCUCGUCAAGCGGCUAUUCCUGGCCUUGGCGGAUAUUCCUCUAGUGAAGAGGAUUAGAGAAGUUACAUCCCGGGAAAAGGAAAAGGAGAAAGCAAAAAAAAUACAACGGUGUUUGAACACUUGGUUGACAGUUUGUUUACCUGAUCUACUCUUUGUCUCUCUA